Myotis brandtii (Brandt's bat) is the source of this 1479-nucleotide messenger RNA. RefSeq names its product Rab interacting lysosomal protein-like 2 (gene RILPL2). The transcript has 4 exons. Gene Ontology annotation, cellular component: cytoplasm; ciliary basal body. Gene Ontology annotation, biological process: cilium assembly. Lineage: Eukaryota; Metazoa; Chordata; Mammalia; Chiroptera; Vespertilionidae. The record is from RefSeq and is a predicted model, not a curated record. Bases 92 to 721 code for a protein of 209 amino acids. Gene Ontology annotation, molecular function: protein dimerization activity.
GCCCAGCGGAAAGUUUUCUGUGUCCGGAGGAAGUUGGACCUUUGGAGACUCGGAGACAGCAGCUACCGAGGCUGCGGGGCUCUGCGCGGCCAUGGAGAUGGAGGAGCCCCCUUUGCGGGAGGAAGAGGAGGAAGAGGAGGAGGAGGACGAGGCUGGCCCCGAGGGGGCUCUGCGCAAGAGCCCCUUCCAGCUGACCGCCGAGGACGUGUAUGACAUCUCCUACGUGGUGGGCCGCGAGCUGAUGGCGCUGGGCAGCGACCCCCGGGUGACACAGCUGCAGUUCAAAAUCGUCCGCGUGCUGGAGAUGCUGGAGACGCUGGUGAGCGAGGGCAGCCUGGCGGCGGAGGAGCUGAGGAUGGAGCGGGACAGCCUCCGCAAGGAGGUGGAGGGGCUGCGGAGAGAGGGCGCGGCGGCCAGCCCCGAGGGAAGCCUGGGACCAGGCAAGAUGGUGGUUGACCUGACCGACCCCAACCGGCCGCGCUUCACUCUGCAGGAGCUGAGGGACGUGCUGCAGGAGCGCAACAAGCUCAAGGCGCAGCUGCUGCUGGCGCAGGAGGAGCUGCAGUGCUACAAGAGUGGCCUGAUUCCAGCAAGAGAAGGCCCCGAAGGGAGAAGAGGAAAGGACACUAUGGUUGCCAGGGCCAGCAACGCCAGCAGAGACAAGGAGGAGAAGACCAUCAUAAGGAAGUUGUUCUCCUUCCGAUCUGGGAAGCAGACAUAGAUCGGAGGCGGCGGUUCUCAGAUUCUAGAAGACAACCCACCAGGAAGACUUCCCAGUCUGCUCAGUGCCACGCUGACCCACUGUACUCGCUCAUGUGUUUCCCCUCAGCGCCGUCCGAGGAGCGAGGAGGUGAGGUUCUCUCUCGAUCACUGUCUCCCCGGCUGCAGAACUGGACACCCCCGAAGGCUUGGCCAGGGCAGGGCAAGUGGCACCCAGAAAUCAAGAAAGCAGAAGGAAAAGAAAAAAAAAAAAGCAGAAGGAAAAGAAAAACCAACAGAAAAUAAAAAAACGAAAGCAGAAGCAAAGUGCACGGGGGCCACCACCUGCCCACGUCAGCCGUCGAGGGAUCUCGGGGCUCUGCCUCUCUGGCCCCACACUUGACCUUGCUCUUCACCACUUGACCUUGCUCUUCACUGUGUGGCAGCCCUAGCAGCCAGGCACCAGCCCAAAGGGAGAGGGGAGAAAGCCGGAAAGUGUGGUUAUCGACCUUCCGGGGACUUCACUGAUAUUUAGUGACUGUCUGACUUUGCUAACAUGACUUUCUUUACGAGGAGAUUUUCGUAUUAAAGUAAAGGACUUCCCUUCUUUAAGUAUUUUAGAGUUGUCUCUCAGCUCGUGUGACCUUUCAGGUCUCGGUUUCCACGUCUGUGAACUAUGUGUGUACGGAGAGCUGGCGUAUCUUUGGUGCGUUGAGUCUAAGUGAUGUGCCAUUAUUUUGUGUGUCAGUGUGAGAGAAAAAAUGUUACAAAUUAUAACAU